AUGGCUUCGUCUCGACCGUUGGAUCGCAUCGGCCUUCCGCAGCCGCUGAUCAACCGGUUCUUCGCGCGAGGCUUGACUACUGCCCAGCAAGUCCUUUCGUUGACCGCCGUUGACCUCAUGGAAGUGCUUGACUGCGACGGCGCGACCGUGCGCGUCGCCAUGAUAGCCGUCUCGCGCGCCGCCUGCCCGCCGUCCUGCACCGUCGCCGACAUCGCCGCGGCCGGCGGAACUGGUCAUCUGCGCCUCGACCUCCCUGCGCUCGACGCCGCGCUCGCCGGCGGGUUACCCUGCGGCGCAAUCACGGAAAUCGCGGGCCCGGCGGGCGCGGGGAAGACGCAGAUGUGCAUGCAGGCGGCGGUCAUGGCGACGCUGCCCGCAUCUGCCGGCGGGUUUAACGCGUCCGUGGUGUAUUUCGACACUGAGAGGCGGUUCAGCCCGAAGCGCGUGGCGGAGAUUGCGGUGAAUCGGAUCCCUGCCUUCUUCUCGUCCCACAUGGCCAUGGAACAGCUCCUAUCGCGCAUCCUUUUAGUGCAGCCCGUGUCCUCAGCAGAACUCUUGGAUAGAAUAGCCAAUCUGCACACGUCGCUGGCAGGCAACAGCACGCGGCUCAUAAUCAUCGACAGCAUUGCUGCGCUCGUGCGCAUUGACUUUGGAGCGGAUAAUCUCAUUCAGCGACAGCAGCUGCUUUCUCAUCAAGCCUCAAAGCUCAAGUACCUGGCCGAGAGCUUCUGUCUGCCUGUGCUCGUCACGAAUCACGUUGCUGCAGCGUCCUCCUCCUCUUCCUCGCGCUCUGCCGGCUUGCCCGCACCAAAUGAGAUGGACGGCAGGAGAGCAGCGCUGGGUGCCAAGUGGUCUCACUGUGUCAACGUGCGCCUGCUGCUCUCCACCGUCACCCAUGCUUCUGGCUCCCAUCGUGUCUUGCACAUUGCGAAAGCACCCAUGGCGCCUCAAAUCUCGUUCCCGUUCACCAUCACCAACAGUGGCCUCCAGCUUUUGUGA
Closterium sp. NIES-65 is the source of this 999-nucleotide messenger RNA. The record is from the annotation of a GenBank genome assembly. Lineage: Eukaryota; Viridiplantae; Streptophyta; Zygnematophyceae; Desmidiales; Closteriaceae.